AUGCCCACUAGAAUCUAUCACCAAGAUUUCUCCAAAUUCCCCCCUUCAGACCACCCGUGUGACUUCGAGACGUCUGACCUCUGUGAAUAUGCCGCCACUGACCUGGACGGAGACUUCUGGGCGUGGGGUUGGGGAACGAAUCAAGAUUUGAAUAAUGCUCCGGAAAUAGAUCACUCGUACGGCUCAACCUACGGCCACUAUGUGUACCUAAGCCACCGUACUAACGAAGUAAAGAGCGAUGCUUUCCUUACAAGUCUUGUAGGUAGCAGCUCUGGUGCCAUGUGUCUGCAGUUCUAUCACUACAUGCAAGGUCGCGACACCUGGACCGGAUACCUAAAAGUGUACGUGAAGAACCCCGGUGUUAACAUCAUAGACAUCAGCCCAGUGUGGAUGGAGAGCGGGCCGAAGGGGGACAGGUGGAUCAUGAGCCGCAUUCCCUUGAACUUUGGAGGACAGUAUCAUGUGGUCUUUGUUGGCAACGAAGGUAAAGAGGGCGACAACAGCAUCAUCGCCCUGGACGACGUCGUGAUGUUGCAAAGCGAGUGUCCUGUUGCAGCCACCUGUAGCUUCGAAGACGGCCUCUGUGACUGGCAGAACGAGCUGGGGUACGACGACCUCGACUGGGUCAUGAACCAGGGAGCGACGCCCACGCAGGACACCGGCCCGAAAUUCGACCAUACACUGCAGACUGCCUUGGGCCACUAUAUGUACAUUGAAGCAGAUGAGGGCAGUCCGACCGACUAUGCUCUGUUAACGUCACCCUUAAUAGCUGCAGGAGAAUACUGUUUCGAGUUCUACUACUACAUGUACGGCGCUAAUAUAGGAGGGUUGGCAGUCCAGACGGUGGUGAAUGGCGUAGAGAGGACGAAAUUCCAAGUAUUUGGGAAUCAAGGAGAGGAAUGGAAAUUGGGUAAAGCAACACUCAAAGAAGAGGAGGAGUUUACCGUUCAGCUGAGAGGAGUGUUGGGCAGCGGUCCUCUCUCAGACAUGGCCAUCGAUGACACCUGGACCACUAAUAAGGCUUGUCCUGUUGAUCCUGGCCAGUUCUUGUGUUCCGACGGGACUGGAAUAAGUUAUGAUAAGGUGUGUGACUUCAUUGCCGACUGUCCUGAGAAGAAUGACGAAGAUGUCUGCGGUGAUUGUAACUUCGAGAUGGGCUCUUGCGGUUGGACAUUCCUCAACACAAACGACAACAUCUGGAAGCGAGGUCGGAACAUGACAGAGGACUCGGGUGUUGAUUAUGUAUACGACCACACACUGGGAACAGACGCCGGGUAUUUUGUUUACACCAGCGAGCAACCCAGCGACGUAGAGGGACCUGCUGUGAUGGUUACCAAUCCCCACCACAAUUCACAUCUUCAGUGUGUUAUGGAGUUCUGGUUUAGAGAGAACUCAGUAAUCGAGUCAGGGCGCCACGUGCAUCUUACCGUGAGCGUUAAUCACAAUGGCCAAUCUACUCCAAUCUUCUUCUUAGUCGACAAUAAGAACAAAGACUGGAUGUUUGCAUCAGCCUGGCUUAUGGACUGGCCGGGGGAAUUCAGCGUGCAGAUCGAAGGUCAGAACGACAAUGGCCCAACCGACCUGACCCUAGAUGACAUCAGAUUCACUGGCUGUGCCUUGCCUGUGUCCUCCGACGAGUGUCUUCCUUACCAGAUGAAAUGUUCAUGGACAGGACUGUGUAUUGAACCGGACCUCUUGUGUGAUUAUACGAAUGACUGCGGUGACCUCAGUGAUGAACAGAAUUGUGGUGCAUACCCAGAAGUCUGUGGCUUUGAGGAAAAUCAACUGUGUCUCUGGACUCAAGAGCAUGAAAACGAUGACAUUGAUUGGCAGUAUGGGAGUGGCAUGACACCUGUUGGCAGUAGAACUUUCCUGACAGGCCCUCCCGUCGACCACACAACUCUACUCUCUGUUGGCCACUACAUGUACAUCACAAAUCCGUCCUCCCGUAAUGCAGAGGAAGAGAAGGACAUGAAAACAUACCGUGCUUGGCUCCUUAGCCCUGUUUUGACUGUGGAAGGAGACGAUUCGGUCAACUGCAAACUUCGAUUCCAUUACUACAUGUAUGGAGAAAAUAUACAGGAGUUGAAUGUCUACAUCGCAACGGAAUUGAAUGGAGAGAAGGUUCUGGCUUUCAGAAGGACAGGGGAACAAGGACAGUUUUGGGAUCGUGUAGUUGUACAGGCUGCAGUCUCUGAGGGCAAACCAUUCCAGUUUAUCAUUGAAGGAGUUGCUAGCAAUCUCGAAUUUACUGAUAUUGCUAUUGAUGAUCUCUCGUUCACACAAGUCUGCAAGCAAGUCAAUAGUACUCUCCCUAUAGGAUCCACUCCAAUGCCUCCAUAUAAUCCCUGUAGUGAUGAUGAAUUCUAUUGCAGGAUAAGGGAUGAGUGCAUUCCCAGUGCAAAUAGAUGCGAUUGGAAAGCAGAUUGCAGUAAUAAAGCUGAUGAAGAGAAUUGCGGUGAGUGUGAUUUCGAAUAUGGCAUGUGUGACUGGUCAGACGUUAGUGAAGGCCUCUUCCAGUGGAAACGUAUUGUUGCUAAGUCAAUAAGCGCAUAUGAGCACCCACAUCUAGAUCAUACUUAUGGAGUGCCCGAAGGACACUAUGUGUAUGUUGAGGGAGCAGAAGGUAUAGAGGGUAAGACAGCAGUCAUGGUGAGCCCACCUGUACAACACACAACAGGAUACUACUGUGAAUUGCAUUUUUGGGUGUACGUCAAGCAUGGUAUGAAUGCACACCUAGCUCUGUAUUAUCACAAUGAUUAUGAGGACAUUGAUCAUCUACUCUACAACUCAACGUACUCAGUAGACGAAGAACUAUGGUAUGAAGUCAUUGCACCGGCCAGACUUACACCAAGGAAGGCUUACUUCAAGUUGGCUGCAACUCCAGUCUUUGACCAGAGUAGUGACUGGGCUGCCUCUCACUCAGCUCUUGCAAUUGAUGAUAUUGAUUUCUUCAAUUGUAAUGAACUUCUUUUGGGACUGGACUGUGAUUUUGAAGAACCCGAAGAUUGUAACUGGAGGCAAGAUCACUCUGCAGAGCGAGAGUGGAAAAUGAGUGACAUAUACCACAGUCAGCUUGGCGACCACACUACGGGCGAGGGCAAGUACAUGUAUGUGGACUUUGUGACUCCGGCAAACAAAGGUGAUAAGGCAAGAAUAUUGAGUACAGCCCAAUCUGAGCCACAUGGUUCUAAGAACGUCUUCUCUCUGUGGUACUAUUUCUAUGGCGAAAAUGUUGGAACAUUCAGAAUUAUACAGAUGCUACAGAAUUCGAAACAAAAUGAAACUCUGUUUGAGCUCAAGGAUUCUCAAGAAGAUCGAUGGAUGUUAUUUGAAAAAAGUCUUGACCCAAAUGAUGACUUCACCAUUAUCAUCGAGGCAGAGUGGGAGGAGGCAGGCCUAGGAUUAGUGGCGAUAGAUGACAUAAAAAUGACUUCAAAGCUGAGCCAAGCUUUGUGUGACUUUGAAGAGGACUUUUGUCAAUGGAAACAGGGUGAAGGAGGCACCACAAUUUGGAAGAGGGACCGGGGCAAGCAUAAUGUGACUGAAAACCCUCCUGUAGAUCACUCUACUAAUACUGAAAUGGGAUAUUAUGCUUACCUAAAAAUAAAAGAAAAGCCUGAAAGAAGGGGAUUCCUGGAGUCUCCCUUAUACGAGUCUGUGGGUGUUCAGUGCCUUAGGUUCUGGUAUCAUUUGCUAGGAGAAAAGGUUGGAGAUUUGGCAGUGGCCUUGAAAGACCCAUUAAUAUCAGAUAAGUUUCUUCCUAUUUGGUCUCACGGAUCCAACACGUUUGAGAUGUGGAGCCUUGGCAUGGUAACGCUUCCAGACCUGCAGAAAUUUGUGGUAAGGUUUGAAGGUAUAACAGGAACAAACAACAUGAGUAGUAUUGCUUUGGAUGAUAUUGAAUUCGUCCCUGGCACUUGUCCUAGAAGACACGUAUGCGAUUUUGAAUAUGAUCUCUGUGACUGGUACAAUGCAGACAAUGAUGAUGACUCAUUUGACUGGGUGAGAGCUACAGGCAUAGAAGGCACAGGACCUCUGGUGGAUCACACAAUUAAUUAUGAGACAGGUCAUUACAUGCUUGCUAAGCUUGAAGGUAAGAAGAAAGGAGACUCUGCCAAGUUGUUUAGUGGUACAGUCCCUGCAAAACUCAAGUGCAUAACUCUGUGGUACUCAAUGCAACACAUAGUUGAUGCAACCCUCAGUGUUAAUCUAGUAGGGGAAGGUGAUGGAGACCCUCUGUUGCAGGUUUAUAACUCUUCCUUAGAAUAUCUGUGGGAAGAAGCAGUAAUAAUAACAGACAUAAUAUCAGACACAUAUGAAAUAGCAAUACUUCUCCUUGUUGAUGAAGAUAUAACAUUCUCUGAAUAUGAUGCAGUUGCAAUUGAUGAUAUUGCAUUUACUGAGAAUUGUCAGGUUAUCACUCUUCCCCCACCCUUAACUACACCUGAACCCACUCAUCUGCCGACGGUAUAUGACUGCGAUUUUGAGAAAAAAGACGACCCCAUCUGUUACUGGGAGCAAGAUAAAGAUGAUGGAUUUGACUGGAGGCACUGGCAAGGGACACCACCUGAUGGUGUGGAGACAGGGCCAGACACUGACCAUACUACCAUGACAAAGGACGGUCAUUACAUCUAUGCUUUUCCCAAUGAAUAUUCAAAUGGCAUUAGUCGAUUGAUCAGCCCUGACUUCAAUGUUGGUACUAGUGCUGCAUGUUUAUCUUUCUGGUAUCACAUGCAUGGAUUUGAAGUUGGGAAAUUAACAGUGAAAAUGGAGACAGGCAGUAAUCAUAGCAAAGCGCUGUGGGAAAGGUCUGGUGAGCAAAGUCGUGAAUGGAUUCAAGGUAAAGCCCAGUUUUCUAGUGGUGACAGUGGCAAGAUGAUAUUAGAAGCACAUGUUAAGUAUGCAGGGCGCGGCAAUAUUGCUAUUGAUGAUAUACUGUUUGAUUUCAGUCCAUGUAAGAGCAGUGGACUCUGUGACUUUGAGAAUGGUAUGUGCCAUUUUGAUCAGUCACUAGAAGAUGAAACUGACUGGGAUCUAGUAACAGCAAGUUUAGAUGAGGACUUAAAUGUCCCGAGCUCAGAUCAUUCCACUCAAGAGGCUGGAGGACACUACAUCAGGCUUACAGAUCCAGGAACAUCUAUGAUAUUCACUAAUGAGUUCGAUCCUAAAUAUAGUUGUGUCGAGUUCUGGGUAUAUCUGAAUGGCUAUGAGGGCUAUGAUGCAUCAACUCUGACAGUUUAUUCUCGCUUGGAUGGGAAUAUCAAUCCUGAACCUCUACUCUACAUUGGAGAUACCCUUGGACGCAGCUGGAACCACUAUGUUUUGCCUGUGGCACUUCCCAAACCUUACUCUCUUGCCUUUGAAGGCACUGUAAGAGGUGGGCAAUACAUAAUUGGUUUAGACGAUAUACAGCCACGCCUAGCAUGUGAACCAAUGAGUGAAUGUAAUUUUGAAGAAGAUCUAUGCAUGUGGAAAAAUAUGCCAGACGAUGACUUUGACUGGAUGCUUGGAAGUGGUGAUCAACUCACAAAUGUAAAUGCUCCACCAGUAGAUGUUACACUAGGAUCUCCUUAUGGAAGUUAUGCCUUUGUUGAUACAUUUAGUGCAGUAAAUAAGAACAAUAUCACUAAAGCAGUCUUGGAAUCUAACAUUAUGGAAGUAGAAGAUCGAUGUGUUAGUUUCUGGUAUCACAUUCAAAGUUCAGGGUCACCAAGUCUAAUUCUUAGUGUUAGAAAUGCAUAUGACACCCAACUUACUGAUGUGUGGACUCACAGUGGUACUCUAAUGGCAGACUGGACGUUUGUGCAAGUCAACAUAAGCAAAUACGAGAGAUAUGGCUUAAGAUUGAGUGCUACCUCAGAUCAUGGAGAAGUUGGAGUAAUUGCACUGGAUGAUGUUAAAGUGGAAAGUGGACUUUGUUCAAAUUCGUCACAACCAGACUGUGUGACAAAAUGUGACAACCUGUGUAUACAUGAGGAACAAAUGUGUGAUUUCAUACAGGACUGUAGCCUUGCACAAGAUGAGCGUUUUUGUGGAUACAACUGCACAUUUGAACAGAAGGGUGCUGACCAAGAACACUGCCAAUGGAGAACCAUCAAUGAAGAUCAUUCAGUGUUCAUAUGGCAACAGCUCUCAGGCAUAAUGAAUAAUACCUUCGGACCUCCAUUAGACCAUACAUUGCUUACACCUGAAGGACACUACAUGGCAGUUGUCCCAAUAACAGUCAAGUCCCGAGAGGGAGACCAAGCCAUCCUUCAGAGUCCAACGCUGCGAAAUUCUGCAGCUUACUGCCGCAUGCGUUUUUACUAUAUUGUGUAUGGAUCAACUGCAAAUGAUAUUGGGACUUUGAGAGUGGUAUACCAAGUUGAUGACAUAACUGUAGAAGUCGUGAAGUUUACUGGAAACCAGGGUGAUGAGUGGAGGGAAGGUAUAGCAUACAUUGGAAGAAUAUCAAACGAAUUCCAUGUAAUGUUUGAAGGAGGUCGUAAUCUAGAAGUGGGUGGUUAUAUAGCUGUUGAUGAUAUUUUGUUUGAAAACUGCUUCCUUCCUACACCACAGGAUCCUGGGGAAUGUACUGAAUAUGGAUGUAUCAAUAUGGCCUGUGUAUCAAUGUUUGAGCGAUGUGACUUUGUUGAUGACUGUGGAGAUUACUCCGAUGAGGACACUGAGUUAGCAGAUUGCUAUAAAUUUUAUGCCAGAUGUGACUUUGAAGAUGGGAAUCUCUGUGAGUGGGACACUGAAAAUGAGAACAACUGGCUGCUUGGAUCUCCAGACACUCAGGAUAUUAUUCCACCACGGGAUCAUACAACUAACACACCUAUGGGAACCUACCUUUACAUUGAAAGUACACAGAGUAAUAUAAAUGCAACAGCUGGCUCUCUUGUAAGUCCUGUCAUAAAAUGGGAGCGGUAUGAGCCUAAUGCUCCUCCAUGCAUAUUGCGUUUCUUCUACUAUAGUGAUGGACCUGCAGUGGACAGUCUAGUGGUAUCUACAAGGAGUACAGUCAAUGGGCCACUAACUGCUCAUUUGACAAUAAAAGAGGCUGUGGGUCCUUACUGGGAGAGAGCAGAAGUGUAUGUGCCACCUCAUUACAUAAUGGAUAGCCCUGUCCAGUAUGUCAUCAAAGCGGCAACUUUAGAGUAUACAGAAGAGCAACGAUCUGUGAUAGCCAUCGAUGAUAUAUCUUUCAGUGAGACCUGUGGUAAAGGGGGUUAUCUGCCUACUGGACCACCUGUUGUCACCACAACUACGUCCGGUCCAUGCAGCAAUGAUUACCAGUGUGAAAAUGGAGCUUGUAUCCCCAUGGACCGUGUUUGCAACUUCAUUAAUGAAUGCAUGGAUAACUCAGAUGAAAGAACGUGUGCUGAGUGCACCUUUGAUGAUGGCAUUUGUGGAUGGCAAGAUCAGAGUCAUGGUGCAUAUUUUUGGUCCCGAGAAGAAUCUCCCACUGAAGGGCUUGCAGGCCAAGUCAUGAUUGCAGAAGAAAGGUUUGGCAGCAUUUCACCAUCAGCUGACCUUGUAAGUGUACCUCUUGGCCGGUCUUAUGUAUCAUGUGUUAUGUCUUUCCGUUAUUACAAACGGGGAGGAGAGAACGGUGGAUCGGCAUUACGUGUAUAUCUGAAAAGCAAUUUAGGAAAUGAGUACACAAUAUGGUCUGUUCUUAGUGAUAUGGGAUCAGAUUGGCAUGAACAGACUAUUGGAAUAGGCGAACACGAAGCAGGCUGGAGUCUGAAAUUUGAGGCAGAUAACUAUGAAAAGGAGGGACUGAUAAUGAUAGAUAACAUUCACUUCAUUAACUGUUCUGUCCCAGAACCAACAAUAUGCAAACCUGAUGAGUUCAGUUGCUUAAAUGGCAACUGCAUUGAUCACAGUGCUCUUUGUGACUUCAGUGAUGACUGUGGAGAUAAUACAGAUGAGCUUGGUCUCGUAUGUGAAAAAUAUCCAGAAAGGUGCACCUUUGAAGAGGACUUCUGCAGGUGGGAACAAGAGAGCAGUGAACUCCAGUGGAUUCGAAAGAAUGGCGAUACAUUAGCAGAGGAUGUAGGCCCAGAUUAUGAUCACACAUAUGGAAAUGAUACAGGAUAUUACUUGUAUUUGGAAAGUGCCAUUGGCUCAACAGGAAAGUAUGGCCGAAUAUCUAGCACCUCCUUCUAUCCUUCAGCAGGCGAGUGUGAAUUCAGGUUCUGGUACAUGAUAAGAGGUAAACAGAAUGUCGUCUUAACUGUAUAUGCAGUUGAAACAUCUGUGAAUUCACAGAGGCUACAGAAAGAAAUAUUCCACACGACAGGAUCUGAGGAGUAUCUGUGGGAAAAGGUAGCUGUCUCUGUUAAUUUUGCGCGAUAUUUCAAGAUCAUGUUUGAGGGUAUAGUAGGAGAGCCAGUCACUGGAGACAUUGCCAUUGAUGACGUUUCAUUUUCACCAGAUUGUCAGAUAACCACACUACCACCAGGACAGUGUCCAGAGGACGAGUUUCUGUGUGUAGAAUCCAAGAUAUGUAUACUUAAGACAAAAGUGUGUGACUUCCGCUAUGAUUGUCAAGACGCUAGUGAUGAGGUCAUGUGUCCAUCUUAUUGCAAUUUUGAAGUGGAUUCGUGUGGAUGGCAAGAAGCUGUCAAUGAUAGUCUCAACUGGGUAGUAGCAAGGGCUAAUGAUAGCUCCUUUGGAACAGAAAAUGGUGGUCCAUAUGAGGAUGCAACGCACCUGAAGGCAGGACAUUUCCUUCUCCUUUAUAAGACCAGUGAAAAUGUAAAAGAUCAAGAUGGUUAUACUCAUACACACUGGUAUCAGAACUCUGCCCCAUUAUGUCGAUUCAAGUAUUGGUACUACAUGAAUGGAGUCCUGGGAUCUGAUGUAGUUCUUCGACUGAACAUUACGCCGGAAAUCUUCACAAACUUGACCUUCUUCAACUCAAAUUCUAAUGAAGAUGGAAAAUGGCUGUCUGAUGAGGUUGGUAUAGGUAGACAGAAAUCACCAUUCCAGGUAUCCCUGUACAAGAUUCCAUCCAAUGAUUACUAUGGGAAGUUCGCCAUUGAUGAAGUGAAGUUCGAGAAUGACUGCCACUAUCCUGACCCACAACCAGAUGACUGCGAUUUGGGCUUCCUUUGUCCCAUCACACAGGUGUGUGUCUCUUUGGAGAACGUGUGUGAUUUGAGCGACGACUGCGGUGAAGGGGAAGACGAGGCUACGGGACAGUGCAAGGAAUACCACAGGUACACACUCGAGGAAAAUAGUUGGAAGGACUGGUUUGAACAAGGGGAGAACGGUGUCGAUGACGACUUCGACUGGACAUUGUGGAGUGGAAGCACGGAUGUUUUGGGCAUGGGCCCCAACUUCGACCAUACAACAUUCAGUCACGCUGGCCACUACCUUUACCUUGAUGCCUCACUCAUAUACAAUAAGGUAGCCUGGCUGAAGACCAAGCCAAUGAAAACUAAAUCGACGUGUUUCUUCACUUUCUAUACCCACAUGUAUGGUGAAGAAGUAGGAUCUCUCUCAAUACUUCUGAAAGACGCUUCUUCGGCAACAAAUCUGCUGAUGAACAUGACCGGCUCCCAAGGAAACGUGUGGCGGAGGGUUUCCUUUAUGGUAGACGCAGGAUCCGUGGGCGAGGAAUUCCAGUUGAUCAUCGAAGGGCGUGUGGGCGAAAAGGUGCUCGGGGACAUUGCUAUUGACGAUUUCGUGUUUUCGCCGGAGUGCAGGUAA
This is a messenger RNA of Penaeus indicus, 9705 nucleotides long. Its product is annotated as MAM and LDL-receptor class A domain-containing protein 2-like. Gene Ontology annotation, cellular component: membrane. The record is from RefSeq and is a predicted model, not a curated record. The coding region runs from base 1 to 9705 and encodes 3234 amino acids. The transcript is spliced from 16 exons. Lineage: Eukaryota; Metazoa; Arthropoda; Malacostraca; Decapoda; Penaeidae. Gene Ontology annotation, molecular function: protein binding.